Molecule: messenger RNA, 2482 nt
Organism: Triticum aestivum (bread wheat)
Lineage: Eukaryota; Viridiplantae; Streptophyta; Magnoliopsida; Poales; Poaceae
Product: B3 domain-containing protein Os11g0197600
Exons: 5
Coding region: 163-2154 (663 amino acids)
Molecular function (GO): DNA binding
Source: RefSeq, a predicted model, not a curated record
CCACGCCGAGAAUCAGGGGCGGUGAGACCCACCGUGAGUGGAGCGAGCGAGGCAGCCUCACUCCUCGCUCCACUGGUAACUGAAGCUUAUAAACCUCGCCUAGGCGACACCCUGCGGAGAGUAGAGGGGUUAGGUGAGGGAAGUAGAGGCUUUUUGUUGGGCAUGGUGGGGAACAGGCGGCGGGAGCUGCAGGAGAGGGACAGGAGGCGGCGGGAGCUGCUGGACAGCGCGCGGCGGGAGGAGCACCAGCGGGAGAGCAGGGAGGCGGCGGCGGCGGCCGCCAUGGCGGCGGCGGACAACGAGAAGGGGAAGGGGAAGGAGCAGGAGAAUGGCGGAGAGGGCGGCAAGUUCGGCCAGCAAUUCGCCAGGGUGUUCCUGCCGCAGCUUUACGGGGAGAGAUUGAAAAUUCCACCAUCAUUCAACCAGUACCUUCAGGGUCAGCCUACUGGAGUGGUUUCCCUAAAAGGUCAAAGUGGCAACAAAUGGCUUGUAGAGCUGGCUUCAGACAAUGAAGGAUUGUUCUUUGUGAAGGGAUGGAAGGAAUUUGUCAGAGACCAUUCGAUUGAGAUGGGUCACUUCUUAACAUUCCGUUAUGAUGGACGCUCACAAUUCUCAGUGGUUAUCUUUGAUGGAAUGUGCAUUGAGAAGCCUUCAGCUUUUCAUGCUAAGCCUUGCAAGAAUCUGGUUGUUAAAAUAGAAAGUGGUAAAGGGGACAUGGACAUCAAUGCAGCUGAUCCAUCACAAGUAUCGGCUGCCCCCUUGGAGGAGAGUAAUGGAACCACUAGGAAGAGGGUUACAGAAAUGGAUGCAGAUGGCUCUACAUCGAAGAACCGCUCUAGUAUCUUGGAAAACGGUAUGCCUGAAGCUUCGGCUGUUACAUGUAACGUGGCACCGACGAGCCUUAACGUGGACAUGAAUGCAGCUGACCCACCAGAGGCAGUGGUUGUUCCCUUAGAAGAGAGCAACCAAACCACUAGGAAGAGGAUUAGAGAAAUCAAUGCAAAUGACUCUGCAUUGCAGAAGUCCUUGAGGGUUAGAGAAAUCGAUGCAAAUGACUCUGCAUUGCAGAAGUCCUCGAGGGUUAGAGAAAUCGAUGCAAAUGACUCUGCAUUGCAGAAGUCCUCGAGGGUUAGAGAAAUCGAUGCAAAUGACUCUGCAUUGCACAAGUCCUCGAGGGUUAGAGAAAUCGAUGCAAAUGACUCUGCAUUGCACAAGUCCUCGAGGGUUGGAGAAAUCGAUGCAAAUGACUCUGCAUUGCACAAGUCCUCGUGGGUUAGAGAAAUCGAUGCAAAUGACUCUGCAUUGCAGAAGUCCUCGAUGGUUAGAGAAAUCGAUGCAAAUGACUGGGCAUUGCAGAAGUCCUCGAGGGUUAGAGAAAUCGAUGCAAAUGACUCUUCGUUGAAGAAGUCCUCAGGGCUUAGAGAAAUCGAUGCAAAUGACUCUUCGUUGAAGAAGUCCUCAGGGCUUAGAGAAAUCGAUGCAAAUGACUCUGCAUUGCAGAAGUCCUCUAUCGCCUCAGACAAGGAUAAGAAGAGGUGUCCUGCAGCUUCAGUCGGUACUUACAAGUCAGCUUCAACAAGUCUUGACAGUACUGAAGAUUCUGAUUCCUCAAGCAGCAUGUUAGAACAAAGUAUCUCUUGCAUCAAGUCUGAAUUGACAUCACCCAUUCGGCUCGGAGUGAGUAAGGAUGUUGCUAGAUGUGGUCAAAAUAGCGCGACGGGUAAGAGACAACUAAGAGUACUAUCACAAAGGCGACUGGUAACUGAAAUACAGAAGGACAAUGCUCUGCUAAGGGCAAAACAAUUUAAAUCCAAGAAUCCUUUCUGUCUUCAGAUAAUGAAGGAGUCUUAUGUAUAUGUGGGAUUUUUCUUGAAUCUACCCUGUGAAUUUGUAAGGGAGUGUCUUCCCCGUGCCCACAGGAAGUUAAAGCUCUGGAAUCCGCAAGGAAAGUCUUGGGAUGUUAACUAUGUCUACUACAGCGAACGCUGUGUUGGCGGUUUGAGUGGUGGCUGGGGCAAGUUUUCUCUAGACAAUAAUCUGGAGAAGUUCGACGUGUGCGUCUUUGAGCUCUUCUCGAAGGACAACAUAAAAGUACACAUCUACAGAGUCGUCCCAGAAAUAACCCCAUUCCUCCCUGGUCCUGGCAAGAAAUAACAGUCAUGUGCACGUGUUGGGGGAGUGUUCUCUUCCAUUGGCUAAAAAAUAUAUUUGGAGCUCUAGAAGGCUGCAGAGGCAGGGGGGUUCCCUCUUUUUUGAAGAAAAAUGGCGCUUGAAGGCAAUAAGAACACAAUAUUCAAUUAUUGGUGACAUUUAAAAAAAAAUUGAAUCUCUAAUAAACGUAGCUAUGUUCUUACUGGAUUGUGGAGUAAAUCGGUUAGCCCCAGUCGUAUCUGUUCAAGAAUAACCGUGUAGUAUUGCUGCCAUUUGUAGUUCUGCAUUAUUUGAACAGAGUGUGUUAUUUCUACUAGGUUUUAUUGAGGCC